AUGGAAACUACAUCCUCUGCGUUCAUCUCUUCAAACACAGUAAGUUUUAUGUAUCACUUUUUGCAUUGUUCUCAUCUCUCUCAUUCUCUGCCAUUGAUUUCAGCAUUGGAGAUUCACUUGAAUCUUAUGGUUGAGCUCUUUGUGAUGAUUGAUUUUGAGUUUGAAUAUAUUGAAUUGAUGUUAGAUUUUAAGUCCCUUGCAACCCCUGCUGUUAUUGCAGAGGUGAAAUAUUCCGCUGCUUCUUUGGCUGCUCAAAGUCUAUUGCUAAGCACCAGCUAUACAAGUAGAGGUUCUGCUUGUAAAGAGACUGGGCACGUGCUGCAUCAGAACUCUAUAAAAGCUGCUGAAUAUAGUUUAGACAAUGUCAAGCCCUUUAAGGAGGGUGACACUGCAUUGCACCUUGCAGCAUCAAGAGGAUUCAAAGAUAUAUGUGAAUGUAUAAUUGGAAUGAAUGGUGAAAGGAAGUAUUUGAUCGAUAUCGAUAACAACAAUGGAGAGAGUCCUUUGUUUCUUGCUGCAUUGUCUUGGCAAAAACGAACGUUUGUUUAUCUCUUCAACUUUAAACCGAGUAAGAGUGAUUGCGAUGUUGGUGGGAAUUAUUCUUAUUCUAAAGAUCUUAUUAGAAGCAAUGGAGAUAGUAUUCUUCACUGUGCCAUCAGGAGAGAAUUUUUCGAUUUGGCGCUUAUAAUUAUAGAUAAAUAUCCGGAUCUUAUUGUCAUUGCGAACAGACAUGGAUUUAGUCCUCUCAAACUUCUUGCUACUAGGCCCUCAGCAUUCAAAAGUGGAUGCAAGAUGAUAUGGUGGAAGAGGAUUCUAUACCACUCUGUCAAAUAUUGUGCCAUGAAACAAUAUGAAUCAAGCUCACACAAGAAAUGUCCAAAGAACAAUGACACAUGUUAUCUCUUUCUUCAAAAAUGUAAAGAGUAUGCUUAUCCACUUAUACCCUUUGUUAAGCGAGUGCUGAUGAAAGAAACUACUUCUACUGCUGCAUAUGGAUCUAAAAAUAUUGAAGAGAAACACAAAGUGUUCCAAAAUUAUCAACAUCGCAAUAUAUCAAUGCAAUCUAAACACAAACUUCUUCCAGAAAACUAUGCUACAUGUCUUUGGUUUAUCAAGUUUGCAUAUAUCUAUACCCUUGGCCUUUCAGGAGUAGGGGUUGAAGAAAUCAAAAAGAUGAAACAAAAACACAAAUGGAGUGGUCAACUAUUGAACAGAUUUAUGGAGAACGCUUACGAAUCGUAUUUGGGAACCGACACCAAACCAAUACAAUAUCUGAGUGGAACAGAUUUCAUUUCUGCUUACAAGCCAAACCAAGGAGAAAAUAACAGUGAGGAAUGUGAACAUAUAAUCCGUAUAGCCAAGCCUGGUAUGAGUAAGUCUUCUGUUGUUGAUAGUGAAACAGGAAAGAGUUUUGACAGCAGCAUUCAGCUUAACCCCUUAGAAAAUGGUAUGAGUUCUGUAGCCUUUGACUCGUCGCUCUCACUUUUGCAAGCAUUCGCCAUUUGCAUUGCAUUAGUUGAUAGCAAGAUGCCAUGUGAGCUUUCUGGAACAAGAAAGUCGCAAACCGAGGAACUAAAGGCUUUUGGUAAAUUAGAAGAUAUUCCUACAAGUUAUGUUUCUAAUCCACCAGUUUCUCCUGUUGGUAGGGUCUAA
Vicia faba (fava bean) is the source of this 1653-nucleotide messenger RNA. The record is from the annotation of a GenBank genome assembly. Lineage: Eukaryota; Viridiplantae; Streptophyta; Magnoliopsida; Fabales; Fabaceae.